Molecule: messenger RNA, 1432 nt
Organism: Bursaphelenchus okinawaensis
Lineage: Eukaryota; Metazoa; Nematoda; Chromadorea; Rhabditida; Aphelenchoididae
Source: the annotation of a GenBank genome assembly
AUGUUUUUUGGAAGUUACUUCAUUGGAUUCUUACCUCUAUUGGGCAACCUUGGUGAGGUAAGAUGUGUUUAAUGUUAAUCUUGAAAUUUAGGAUUGUAAGUUGCAUUAGAAAGCAUUAAUUUUUGACGUUUAGAGCAAAAUAAGGAUGGUUAGUGUGUUUGGAGCUGGGCUUUUGAUUGGUACAGCGUUCGUCGUUGUAAUACCUGAAGGAAUUGAUGCUGUUCAGCGACAUGUUGGUAAGUUACAUCUUUUCAUAAGAUUUCAGCUUUCUAUUUUGUUUUUUCAGUAAGUUAUAACUUAUAUUGUUUUAGAGACACCACACGAAAGUCUAGAUCAAGUUCUCGCCAAAGAAACGAAUGCAAACUCAGUGCCGUUGGACAAACCAACAUUAGAGAAGUCUAAACCGUGAGUUUUUAAUAUUUCUUGUUAAUUUAUUGUUUAGGCCACCACCAGACACAUUAAAAACGGGCAAAGAAGAACAUCAUGAUCACCAUGAGGAAAAUGGGAAAGUUAUAGGAUUUGUGAUAUUACUUGGAUUUCUUUUUAUGUUAAUAGUUGAUCAAGUAUCUAAGACUUCUUGUGGCGGUGGUAGGAGGAAGUUAUCGACUACUAUCGGCCUUUGUGUACAUGCUUUAGGUAAGUGACGCUAAAUAUUUGCGUUUUCCCAAUUUUUUUUGCUUUUUUAGCUAUAACUUUCUGAAUCUUUUAUAAAAUGUUAUAUUUUUAGCUGAUGGAGUGCUAAUGGGAAGCGCGUCAUCAACAUCAAAUAACGAAGUCCAGAUGGUCGUAUUCUUUGCCCUCAUAAUACACAAAGGACCGGCUGCGUUUGCCUUGACCAGUUUGUUGAUGUUGGAAAAGUUGGAACGACCGAGGAUAAAACGACAUUUGAUGAUAUUCUCGUUAUCCGCACCUCUAGGAGCAUAUAUGACGUAUUUCUUUUUGGCCGCAGUAAAAGAAGGAGCUAACUACAGCAGUAACUUGAGUGGGAUGUUCAUGUUGUUCUCGGCUGGGACAUUUUUAUAUGUAGCUGCUGCUCAUGUUCUUCCUGAGCUGGUAAGUGGGUUUGAUUAGUUAGAUGUUGGUUUUAAGGUAUUAAAAAAGGUAGAAGUUUGAAUGAAUGGUCAGGUUUUGGUGGUUUUUAGGUAUCAACAUCAUAUUUUUAAAAAAAUUCGGCUUAAAAACGUGGUAUAUUGCUCAUAAAGCGAAAGUAAAACAUUGUAAACAGAUUAUAAUAUGUUUUUAUGAUAAUUUUGAAUUAUUUCAAAACAGUUUUUACAUAAAUUAUUUUCAGGAGAGCUCGGAAAACCACCAUUCAUCCAGUGGCCAUCAACUUUUGAGCACAGGUCCUCAGGGUAUCUCCAUUAAGGAGCUAAUAGUCAUUCUAAUUGGAGCCUUCGCUCCUUGUAUAUUAUUCACACAUCACAAACAUUAA